AUGAGUCCGAAGGAAUCCAUACCCAGGAAGAAAUCUUGCAAUCAUUGCUACAAAUCAAAAGUGCGGUGCGACCUCAAAAGACCGUCUUGCACAAGAUGUAGCAAUCGAAACCUUGAUUGCACCUAUGUCGAUGCGAAGCUCGCCGAAGAAGUCGCUGCAAGUCAGUCUUCUCCAGCUACCGUCGAUGGGACAUGGCUCUCGGACUCGCUUGCUCCAGAAACCAUUAACAACGAGUUGCUGGAUUUCGGCAACAUCCACCUAGUAUGCACCGUGGACGAACACAGAAUCCGCGGCCGCUGGCUCGAGAGCCUGCUUCCUUCCGUGGAUCAGCGACCGAAGCCGUUUCAGGCGUCGACGAUGGCAUUUGUCACGCGUGUGUUCAAGUCCUAUCCUAGAAUGUUUCUGACCGAGAAUCAUCCUCCAUUCAUCCACUGGUCUCAAAUUGCAGACCGGGUUGCUGAGCCGUUGGCAAAUUGCAUGAACAUAACACGCAUGUGGGUGGCCCAGACCCCUGAGAGCGCUGCCAUGGUCCGAGAGGUCAUCGGACAGGAAAUGUCGCGACUAUUUCAAAAGGCAGGGCUGAGAUGGGGCGAGCAGCGUGCAUUUUCCGGCCACUUGGAACUCCUGGCCAUAUUACAGUGCUAUCUUCUCUACACGAUAAUGCUCUUCUGCUCGGCAAAUGCUGCUAGCUUGGUUGAACAAGAUAUCAUGAUCAAGCUCCAAGAUUUAGCCGGCGAUCUUGCAAGCAGAGGGACGCUUUGUCCUGCCGAGACGACUGGUAGCCGACCCGACUGGGAAUCGUGGAUUGUCGCUUCUACAAAAAGGAGAACACUCUUUGCUACCUAUUUACUUGACAACCUGGUCAACUUCACUGUGGGCUCUCCAUCGUUUGUUGCCGUAGAGCUCACAGGCCUCCCGGCCCCAGCGAGCAAGCCUCUUUGGAAUGCGCGGGAUCGCCGAUCUUGGAAUGCGGCCUACAAUCAACAAUUAGGCCUCUCGAGCGACGGAGAGCUACUCAUUAAUGAUCUCUGGCCACAGUCUGACCCCAAUCCAGCGCCGGUGCGACAGAAAAAGAUCGAUGAUUGGCUGUCAUCCGUGGAUGAAUUUGGUAUGAUGUUGUAUGCGGUGACCUCUCACACCUACAAUGAAGCUUGA
Fonsecaea multimorphosa CBS 102226 is the source of this 1155-nucleotide messenger RNA. RefSeq lists its product as uncharacterized. The transcript has 2 exons. NCBI's taxonomy places the organism in Eukaryota, Fungi, Ascomycota, Eurotiomycetes, Chaetothyriales, Herpotrichiellaceae. The record is from RefSeq and is a predicted model, not a curated record. Gene Ontology annotation, molecular function: DNA-binding transcription factor activity, RNA polymerase II-specific; zinc ion binding; DNA binding. The coding region runs from base 1 to 1155 and encodes 384 amino acids. Gene Ontology annotation, biological process: regulation of DNA-templated transcription; DNA-templated transcription.